AUGCAGAAGCCAUUACCUGAGUUGCUGAAGGAAUUUGAUUUACCGGUUGGGAUCUUUCCACUGGAUGCCACAAACUAUGAGUUCAACGAAGAGACGGGUAAAUUGACUGUCUUCAUCCCUGAGACCUGUGAGGUUGGGUACAAGGAUUCAUCGGUCGUGCGGUUUUCAACUACGGUAACGGGUUAUCUGGAGAAAGGGAAGCUAGCGGACGUGGAAGGCUUGAAAACAAAGGUGAUGAUAUGGGUGAAAGUGACUUGUAUCUCAGCAGAUGCGUCAAAGGUCUAUUUCACGGCUGGGAUGAAGAAAAGCAGGAGCAGAGCUGCUUAUGAAGUACUACGUCCUGGUGUUGGUGUUGAUAAAUUCUAA
Messenger RNA from Arabis nemorensis, 366 nucleotides. The record is from the annotation of a GenBank genome assembly. Lineage: Eukaryota; Viridiplantae; Streptophyta; Magnoliopsida; Brassicales; Brassicaceae.